Molecule: messenger RNA, 1735 nt
Organism: Nothobranchius furzeri (turquoise killifish)
Lineage: Eukaryota; Metazoa; Chordata; Actinopteri; Cyprinodontiformes; Nothobranchiidae
Source: RefSeq, a predicted model, not a curated record
GUUAAGUGUUGCUACACGGAAGUUAAUACGCUUAACGCACCAGGUUACCUAGCAACCAAAGCUUUCAUCUGAUCAUGGCGAGAUUUGUGCUGGCUGGAAAAGCAGACUGUCCUUAUUAUGCUCAAGCGGAACUAUUGGCAGAUGAACUACAACGAUCUCUGCCGGACUUCAGGGUCCACAAGAUCCCCAUCCUGCCAGGUCAAUGGAAGGAAUGGCUUGAGUCCACGUGCCAAACAAAUGGCUGGGUGCACGAAGACUCUCCUUUGGUCUGGAGGGAGCUGACAGAACGGGGGGGCAAAGGGACGCUCCUGGGGGGUUUCAGUGACUUCAUGAAGCAUUGUCAGGACUACUACGGGGCCACAUCAGACAUGUCAACAGACACCAUGAUAAAAAUUGCAGCAGUGAAUUUGGAAACCCAGAUGAGCCUCAUUGCAGAAGAGCGUCGGACCAGUCUUCUGCAUUUACAUGUGUGGAUCACUGGUGCACUCAACCCAACAUCCCAGAUCUUAAUCCCUCACUUGCUGUCUGUGGAGGUGUUUCCUAAAGUCACUGCAGUUCACCUCCACUUACUGGACCUGGACGGGACCGAGGAGGCGAUGCAAGAGCUCAGGAUAAACACUGAGGAUCUGGCACUCAACUUGCUCUAUCGGGUGACCGUUCACAGAGAUCUGGAGCAGGCGUUCCACAAAGCCAACGUUAUUAUCCUUUUAGAUGAUUUAAGCACAGAUGGAGAGGAGAAUGAUGAAAAAGUGAAAGAAGCAUCAGUGCGGUACAGAGCGUACGGGCAGCUCAUCGACCAAUGCGCCGACAAACAGGUGAAGGUGAUUGUGUCUGGGGACGCCUUCGCCAGCCUGAGGUGUUCGCUUCUAGCCAAAACCGCCCACUCCAUUGACAGCCAACAGUUUGUUGCCAUGGCAACACAGCUGGAGGAUGCAGCCAGAGCCAUAAUUGCAAAAGAGAUGAAAGUGAGGCCAUCAGAUGUGGCAGAUGUUUUUGUGUGGGGGAACAUCAGUGGUGAAUUCUUCAUCGACCUGCAGAGGGCAAAGGUUUUUAACUAUCGAGGCACAAUAUCUGGACCUGCUUUCUUCUCCCAGUCAGUCCUCCAGAUUCUAUCCAACAGGGAAUGGUUGGAAAGAGACCUCAAGCAGCAGGUGCGACAUCGCCGUGCAGCUGUGGCCUCAAAAACCGGCCGCUUCACCGCCGUGUCCACCACCCACGGGAUUCUCAGACUCCUGAAGGCUUGGCUAGGCCUCUCCAGUCCAGAAGAGAACCUGUCUGCCGGUGUCCUUUGUUCAGGCACGUUCGGUCUCCCAGAUGGACUUGUCCUCUCCGUCCCAGUCAGAUUCACAGAUGGCCAGUGGCUCAUGCUGCCCGACGCCAUUGAUGAUGAAAUAAAAGAAAGACUCCAGCUUUGUGUGAAUGAACUCCAUCAGGUUUGUUUCAUCCCAUAAAGGUUUGUUGGAAAGCACAUUUUACUGGGGAAAUGUAUGGAAAACUUCAGUUAACAUCGUCACUAUAAUGGGCAGCCAAUAAAAAAGCUGGACUUUGUGUCUAUAUAAAGUAUGAAUGCAUGUCAAGCGAGUUAAAAAAUGUCCAUCCCAUCCCUAAUGCUAAAUGGACUCUUUAAUUUGUGCUAAAAUGCUAAAAGAGAAAUAAAGAAUCUCUAAGGAGGAGCCUACAGAGUGACGGUCUGGUCUGAACUCACUCUUCCAGGACAAGAAUGAGUCGUUUAAAA